Messenger RNA from Saxophila tyrrhenica, 1980 nucleotides. RefSeq lists its product as uncharacterized. Gene Ontology annotation, molecular function: hydrolase activity. Bases 1 to 1980 code for a protein of 659 amino acids. NCBI's taxonomy places the organism in Eukaryota, Fungi, Ascomycota, Dothideomycetes, Mycosphaerellales, Extremaceae. The record is from RefSeq and is a predicted model, not a curated record. The transcript is spliced from 2 exons. Gene Ontology annotation, biological process: nucleotide catabolic process.
AUGGCAGUUGACGAGCUGACGACAGAAGGCGAGACGACGACACAUGACUCCAGAAACAACAAUGGCGCACCAGACCUCCGCUUCAUUCACUACAACGAUGUCUAUCACGUCGAAGCUGGCUCCCAGAAUCCAGUUGGUGGCAUCCCUCGUUUCAGGACGAUAUGCCAGUACUACCAGCACGGCGCCCCCUUCAAAGGCCUACCGGAUGUGAUGACACUGUUCAGCGGAGACGCCUUCAACCCCAGCCUGGAAAGCUCUGUGACUAAGGGCAAGCAUAUGGUCCCGGCAUUGAACGCUCUAGAAACCACUGUGGCUUGCUUGGGCAACCAUGACCUCGAUUUCGGAGUCGAGCAGUUCCAAUAUCUGGCUUCGCUGUGUGAGUUUCCCUGGUUAUGUGCGAAUGUACUGGAUCCGGCGCUGGGCGAGGAUGUACCGCUCGGGAAUUGCAAGCGCACGCUCAUGCUCACAUCCUCCAAUGGGAUCAAAGUCGGCUUCAUUGGGCUUGUUGAGCGAGAAUGGCUGGACACUAUCAACACGCUUCCUCCGAACCUCAAGUACCUCUCCGCCUCCGCUACAGCAGCUGACCUUGCGCCCAAGCUUCGUACUGAGGGAGCUGAGAUGGUCGUAGUGCUGUCUCAUCAACGAGAACCGAACGACAACAAGCUAGCGGAGAAGCUGGCGCCGGGGACAGUCGAUAUGGUAUUAGGAGGCCACGACCAUUUCUACGGCCACUCCAUCAUCAACGACACCCAUGUCUUGCGUUCUGGUACCGACUUCAAGCAGCUCUCCUACAUCGAAGCACGCCGGAAAGGAGGCGAUAGCAGAGGCUGGGACUUUAACAUAAUCCGUCGAGACGUCGUCUCCAGCAUUCCGGAAGACGCCGAUGCUGCUGCCAUGGCUGAGAAGCUGACUUCCACGCUCAAAGCGAAGCUGGACAAGCCCAUCGGAUACACCGCCGCGCCGCUCGAUGCUCGUUUCACUACUGUCAGAUUGAAGGAGAGCAAUAUGGGCAAUUUCGUCUGCGACCUGAUGCGUUUUCACUACCACGCCGACUGCACCAUCAUGGCUUCGGGUACGAUACGUGGAGAUCAAAUAUACCCGCCUGGCGUACUGCGGGUGAAGGAUCUGAUGAACUGCUUUCCGUUCGAAGAUCCUUGUGUUGUCAUCAGCUUGAAAGGCAAGCAUGUCGUCGAGGCACUGGAAAAUGCCGUAUCAACAUAUCCAGCGCAGGAAGGCCGUUUCUCGCAAGUCAGCGGAAUCAAAUUCACCUUCGACGCGAAAGGGCCAGAGGGUUCUCGAUGCUCCGACGUCUUCAUCGCAGGCUCUCCAGUAGAUCCCGAGCGCGAGUACACACUCGUUACCCGAGAGUACAUGGUCCGCGGCAAAGACGGCUUCACCUCACUCAUGCUAGAAGAAAACGGUGGGCCUGCGAAGUCAGUCGUGAGCGAGGAGAGCGGACUGCUUAUCUCGAUGAUUCUGCGACAAUACUUCAUGUCCCUCAAAGUCCUCGGCAGAUGGAAGAACUGGGGCCAUAAUAUGGGCAGGCAUUGGGGUGGCGUGCACGAAAAUCUGCACGACGUGCACCCGGUCCGCGAGCCUGUCAAACCUGGUGAAGCGCACGAUGAGAAGGCUGUCGCGCGGCAGCCGGAGUCAAAAGGCGCGAAAGAGAUUGUGUCGUUAGUCGGGAAGGCGCAGCGGCAUCAUGGUCACUCUCGUAAGCAUAAGGAGGGGGAGAACGAGCACGAUUCUGACAGCGAAGACGACGCUACGGACGUUCCUCCAGUCCCUACAGACCUCAGCGAGCACGAGCGGGAGUUGCUGAUUAUGCGGAAAGUAAUGCGCAAGUGGUGGCGACUGGCAGCCUUGCCAGGCCAUCCAAACAUGACAUCUGUAGUCGGGGAGGAGUUCGGUGUGCAUUGGGCUAGGGGGAUAGCGCCGAAGCUGGAAGGGCGAAUUACGAUUUUGAAUGCUGCAGCGUAG